Molecule: messenger RNA, 1287 nt
Organism: Sparassis crispa
Lineage: Eukaryota; Fungi; Basidiomycota; Agaricomycetes; Polyporales; Sparassidaceae
Product: Protein CSN12 homolog
Exons: 9
Coding region: 1-1287 (428 amino acids)
Biological process (GO): post-transcriptional tethering of RNA polymerase II gene DNA at nuclear periphery; poly(A)+ mRNA export from nucleus; transcription elongation by RNA polymerase II
Cellular component (GO): transcription export complex 2
Molecular function (GO): double-stranded DNA binding; RNA binding
Source: RefSeq, a predicted model, not a curated record
AUGUCUUCAAUAAAAUUCUCUGCAUUUCUCUCGCAACUCGCAGAGGUUCUCCGGGACGAGAGGGGCCCAGAGCUGGCCUACCUCCUCAAGCCGACCAGCGAACACGGCAGGGGGCUCGUCAAGGACUUUAGGAAUCCGACACGACAAAUGUUAUCCUACUACGAGGGCAGCAUGGAGGGCCCAUGGGACGAGAUCGCCAUCCAGUACGUCCUGGUCGUCCACCACUGCGCCAAGAAGCGCGCCAUCGAGGCGUUCAAGGAAGAAUGCCAACUCGUCUCCCUGUUCUUGCGCUACUUUUCAGUAAAUAGCGGGUGGACGUUGCCAGCGUUGUUCUCCAUCCUACGAGACCUGAGAGACCUCGCGUUUGAUGCAGAUAUGGAAGCGAGCACAACAGGGCAGGACGGAAAUGCCAGCAUGGAAGAGGCAGCGCGAAUUAUUAGCAAGGCGUUCUCCAGCUGUGUUACUGACAGGUGCCCCCCAGCCUCGUCAACCCUUGAUUUACUUACUUAUGUCCGCAGACAAUCGCCUUACGCAGAAUCCAGGAAAUGGGGCGUCUACUACGUAGUGGGGCUGAUCCUCAAGUGUUACUUUCGUGUGAAACGAAUAUCCCUGUCGAAAAACAUCCUCAGAGCGAUUGACGCCAACCCUGAUAUCCCACCGCUAUCCGCGUAUCCACGCUCACACCAGGUGACAUACAGGUAUUAUAUUGGCAUGCUAAGUUUCUUGAAUGAAGAUUAUGCCAAGUCUGAGCAGGAACUGACCCUUGCUUUCUACAAUUGCUACACGGGCGCCCAUAGUAAUCAGGAACGAAUACUGACCUAUCUCAUCCCUCUGCGCAUCCUGCGAGGACAUCUGCCAUCGCGGGAGCUGCUGGAUCGGUUUCCGGUGCUUGAUGACCUUUACUCGCCUUUCAUUGCUGCUAUCCGGACUGGCGACAUCAAAGUGUAUGAUGCGUCGCUGGACAAGUUCGAGCGGCGACUGGUAGACCUGAACGUCUGGCUGACGCUAGAAAAGGCACGCGAACUCUGUAUCCGAGGGCUGUUCCGCCGUGUAUGGAUCGCAUCGCAGAAGGCGACGCGCAUCCCAGUGUCGAUGUUCCACACGUCGCUGCACAUGUCGGGAAUGGACGUGUCGGUCGAGGAGGCAGAGUGUCUGGUAGCGAACAUGAUUUACAAGGGCUUCAUGCGCGGAUACAUUUCACACGAAAAGCAGAUGGUGGUGGUUGCGAACACGAACGCGUUUCCGAGAUUAGCUGACCACGCGUCUCCAUACGCGCACAUGUAUUAG